UCGCUUUGCCAACACUAGACCGCUGCACCGUAAAUAAAUCGGAGUUUUCUUUUGUCGGGUGAAAACUGUUUUCGUUUGAAGAAUUAAUCAAAACAAUUUCCUUUAAACCUAUGGUCACGUCUGUGGCCAGGGUACCGAGUCGCGAAUGUAAACACCGAUUGCGGUUGCAGUUGCAGAUGCAAAUGGAAUGGCUUAGUCUCUGUGCUUGCGCGAGUGUGUGUGUGUGUGUGUGCGUAUGUGUGUUAGUGCUUGUGUGCGAAUGUCAAUUUGAAUUUGCAUAAAAAAUAAAAAAGCAAUUAAAAUGCAAAGAAUGUACGCCACGCUGCGGCUGGCAACCUUGACUUUCUGGAUAUUAAUCGUUACCCAAACUCAGCGAUUGCCGUUAGCAUCAUCGCUGCCAGCAGCGGCUCCCUUAUCAUCAUCAUCAUCAUCCUCCGCUUCAGCUGCUCCCUGCGAUAGGAGUCGAAAAGUUUUCACCGAUCCCUAUGGCGAGAUUAGCGAUGGCCCACCCAGUCGCAAUUAUACACAAGAUUCACAUUGCGAGUGGCUGAUCAAGGCUCGAAAUGAUAGCCAAUUCAUUACACUCACAUUCCAUAGCAUGGGCACAGAGUGCUCCUAUGAUUAUAUCUAUGUGUAUGAUGGGGAUUCGUUCAAUUCGACGCUGCUGGGAAGCUUCAGUGGACGCACUCAGCCCCAACGUCUGGUGGCCAGGAGUGGAAGUAUGCUCAUCCUCAUGUAUAGCGAUACGAAUUAUGUUUUGGAUGGCUUCCGAGCCUCUUAUUAUAUAUCCAAUUGUCUGAAUAAUUGUCACAAUCAUGGCAAAUGUGUGGGCCAUCAGUGUGUAUGCCAUGGCGAAUGGGUUGGCCCGGAUUGCGAGGAUGAGGCCUGUCCCCAGAAAUGUGGCGAACAUCAAGGACGCGGCAAAUGUCAGAAGAGCAUAUGCCAUUGCUCAUAUGGCUGGAGCGGCAGAUUGUGCGAUCUAAGCGAUUCACCAGCUGGUAGUAGUUGGCGUUGGCUGGCAACCGAUGCCGAAGGCAUGACCCCUCGAGCUGCUCACACAGCCGUCUAUAUGGAUGAUGAGGAUGCACUCUAUGUGUUUGGUGGCUACGAUCUGAAUCAUGUGAUUACCACUCUCCAGAUUUAUCGGUUUAGCUCUAGUCAAUGGGAAGAUGAAUGGGGUAUUCCUCUCCAGAGUCGACGGCAUUUCUAUCAUCCGCAUAAAAUCGAUCAUACCCUCCUAAAGGCAGUGCUCCAGCAUAAAAACGAAGAUGAGGCCAAACUUUGGGGAUUAAAUAGCGAUGUUAGCUUCUUUCGCAACAUUUUGUACACAUUGGCGGAAUCGAAUUUACAUCAGCGUCGAACCCGAUCCUCGUUGCCUCUGACCAUAGUUAAUGCAAAUUCCACGGAUGAAGAAUUAAAUGAAUAUCUUGAGGAUAUACUGGAUGAUGUGGUGACGGGUCCGCCAGGACGUUAUGGACAUGCUGCUGAUCGUGUUCCGGGCGGAUUUGUUAUCUUUGGUGGCAAACAUGCCAAUGGUAGUUUCUACAAUGAUCUCUGGCUAUAUAAUAAUACUGUGAGUGGCACCAAAUGGAAACAAAUGGCAGUGGGAUCACAUUUAAAGCCACCUCCCCUGGCUAGGCACACCCUGAACACAGCUGGCGAUAAUCAUUUGUAUCUUUUUGGUGGCAGUCUAGAGACUGGAGAAUUCUCCUCGAGCAUAUAUCGCAUUGAAUUGCCCUUGACGGAGGAUUCACAAUGGGAACUCGUGCAACCAAGAGGUGGCAAGACUUUGGAUGUCCGUUUGGCUGCCCAUUCCACUGUGUAUUACAAGGGAACCAACUCAUUGAUUGUUUUUGGUGGCAUUAUGACCAGUUUGGCGCGUUUUUCCAAGCUAUCGGAUAGAAUAUUUGCCUUUCAAUUGGAUCAACAGCAUUGGACAGAGAUUCUAUAUCCCCGAACAGCGUUGCGGGAUACAAAUAUUCCAAGGGAGAGAGCUUUUCACACGGCAACCAUAUCGGGCAACUAUAUGAUUGUUUUUGGCGGCUAUACCCAUCGUCAUAACAAGGAUGAAAUCUGUUAUGAUAAUCAAAUGUAUUGGUAUCAUUUAAGUUGUCACAUUUGGAUUAAUCAGGUGAUCUCCGAGGAUGAUAGUUUGUAUCCCAAGAGGCAGGGUGUCUUUGCCCAGGCAGCUGCAUUGCGUCGCAAUCACACGCUACUCAUUGUGGGCGGCUAUCAUGGCAAUGUGAAUGCUGAUCUCUUUGCCUACGAAUUGCCCCAGGUGUUGCGUGUGGAGAAUAAGCUAUAUAAUCCCGAGAUGUCAUGUCGUUUGCAUUCUUCCCAUACGGCUUGCCUCUCGAAUCCCGAAUGUGGUUGGUGUUCUGCCGAUAGUAGUUGCUAUGGACGCACAAUUGGUGCCAAUUGUACUACAAAUCUGCAGACAACACGUUGCCCUGGCAUUUGUCCCUCUCUGGGGGAUUGUCAUUCUUGUCUCGUGCAUGGCUCGCGCUGGAGUGGCGAUGUCAGUGAUUCGUCAUCGGCUGCCUUUUCGGUGGCCACCAAAUUGGGCCUAAACGAAUGCACUUGGUGUGUCCAGAAUGCACGUUGUCAUCAUCGUGAUGAUAAUUAUGGCGUCUGUGGUGAUAGUUCGGGAUGGUGGGGCGCCCAGGGCACUGAAAUACGACAACCAGCUCUCUGCACAAGUCACGAUCGUCGUCCGGGACUCACGUAUAUCAAGUAUCAUUAUCCCAUCAAUAUGACCAUGCCGGAUUAUGUGGCCAUUGUGAAUGCUACCAUGGUGGAUUUUGCUGCACCGCCACCAACCACACAUUUUGAACAGAAAUUGGAGGGAGAAAUGUUGGCACGUCUUUUGGGUUUCGUUCGCCCACAACCUCAAUGGAAUAAUUCAGCUAUUCGCGUUUGCUCUAGCUAUUCAUCGGCCGUUUUAAGAGCUGGCUUGGGUCUGAAUCUUGAUGGACUGACCAAUGUCACGGCACAAAAUUCAAAUCAAUCGUAUUGCAGUAAUGUCCCUUUGCCCAGCAUUGAUCAGCCUUUUCUUAUAGAUUUUCAGGCACGUCGUCGCAUUGGCUUGAAUCAAAUCUAUAAUAAUUAUCGAGCUAAAAUGGAAUUGCAACAUUUGCAUGCUGGUCAAUUGAAUGCUUUCACUUUUGAAUAUUUGGAACCAUAUUAUUCUGGUGAUUGUACACAAUAUUCCAAUUGUUUGUAUUGCCUAACAGAUGCCUCCUGUUCGUGGUGUCCAUUGACAGCGAAAUGUCAUUUGAAAUCGGUUAAUGAGAGUGAGGUUUGUGUGCGGCGAGACGAGGAGGCGGAGCAAACGCAUUGGGCCUAUCUCAUUAGUCAGCCAAGUCAGUGUGCCAAUUGCUCGAAUUAUGUGAGUUGUGAGGCGUGUGCCGGGAGCGGAGAAUGUGAAUGGUGGACAGAGGAUGCACGCUGUGGUCGCUUGGGUAAAUCUAAUGGCAGUGUACGCGCCAUAGCCGAAUGUCCGAGAUCAUGCCGCGAACGUCAGGGUUGCCAGGAAUGCUUGGGCGAACGUGGACGUUGCGUCUGGUGUGAGGCAAGUCGACAAUGUUUCAGUUUCUCUGUCUACACGAGUGAAUACCAGUUUGGCAUGUGCCGCGAAUGGAUGGAUCAGGUGGUGCCCAGACAGCCACAGCAGCAACAGCAUCAGCAAACGCAAUCAACUGGCGAUUUUCUACCCCAACAACAAUGUAAAUCCUGUGAACAGCAUCGCAAUUGCUCCUCUUGUCUGCGUACUUUAAGUUGUGGCUGGUGCUUCGAUCGCGACAAUCCCAUUGAGGGUCUCUGCAUGCACGGCGAUUUUAGCUACAGUUCCGGAAAUUGUUCACUCGCCCUGAACAGCUCCAGUCAACAUGAUGCCGAAUGGGCGUAUGCCCAGUGCCCGGAUGUAGAUGAAUGUGGUCUGGGCUUGCAUGAUUGUCACAAGGAGGCCAAGUGCACGAAUACCCAAGGCAGUUACAAUUGCCAUUGUCGUCGUGGCUUUGUGGGCGAUGGACGUUUUAGCUGCCAAAGGACAUGCUAUGAAUUCUGCCAGAAUGGACAUUGCUCCGGGCCACCGGACUACAUCUGCCGUUGUAAUCUUGGAUGGACAGGCAGCGAUUGUAGUUUGAAUUGUGGCUGCAAUAAUCAUUCGACUUGCACGGAGCGACAGGGUAAAUGUGAUCAAUGUCAGGCCUGGACAGAGGGUGAACGCUGUGAAAGAUGUCGCCAGGGCAGCUUUGGUAAUGCCACCUCCACCCAGGGCUGUCAUCCCUGUGAGUGUAACGGCCAUGGCAAUCAGGAUUUGGGCAUUUGUAAUGUCAGCAAUGGGGAAUGCUUUUGCAAGGAUAAUACCCAAGGACUCAAGUGUGAUAAAUGUGCACCCGGCUAUUAUGGUGUUCCCCUGGAUGGGGGUCAGUGUUACUAUCAAUGUGAAUCACGUGGCAUUUUAACGGGCAUUGGACGCAGUGCCAUUGGCUCGUAUCAAUCGUAUCGUUCCCCAUGGGGUGCCAGCAUCGAGGUACGCGAAUGUCUUUGGAUCCUGCAACCGAAAAUUCUACAAGCCGAGAAAUCUUUACUUCAAUUGGAAUUCCAAUGGCAGACUCUUGUAAUGGAUUGCGAUGAGAAUGCUGUGUAUAUCUAUGAUAGUUUACCAGAUCUUACGGGUGCUGCCCAGCAGAAUCAAUUGCUGGCUGUAAUCUGUUCACCCUACAGUUCGGCACGCAUCAUUGAGGCACGUUCCAGUCAUGUCACCGUCUACUAUAAACAGGGUAGCGAACGUCGUCAUUUUGGUUUCAAUGCUUUGUAUUCGGUGAAGAAUUGUGCCGCCGGCAGUUGCUUGCCUCCGCAUGUCUGUGAUUCCCAGCAAAGAUGUGUGUGUCCGGCUGGUUAUGUGGGCGCUCGCUGUGAAGUGGAAAUCUGUCCGAGUAAUUGUAAUGCCAAGCGAAUGCAAGGCUACUGCGACAUGGAAUAUGGACGUUGUAUUUGCAGUAAUGGCAGCUAUGCUGGUUCGGAUUGUGGAACUCUGGUGCAGAGAAAUCAUUUGGUUCUAACCGAACUCUUUAAUACACAACUUUUGUCCGAGGCAUUUGAACAUUUGCGUAAGACAAUUCCACGUUUCGGUCACUCGGUGAAUGCGGAUCGUCGGGGCUCGCUAUGGAUGUUUGGUGGCUAUUCCCCCAGUCAUGGACCACUCAAUGAUUUCCGACAAUUUGAUACGAAAAAUGGCACAUGGCUGCAAGUUACAGUGGAAUCAUCCACUCCAGAGGAUCGUAUGCCCUUGGGACGUUAUUUUCAUGCCGCUGAGAUAUUUGUGAAGAAGCAAAUAAUCUAUAUAUACGGUGGCAUUGGUCAGGAUUCGCGUUUGCUGAAGGAUUUCUGGAUGUUCUCCAUACAGAAUCAACGUUGGAGUCAAAUUGCUGUAGAGAUUGAGUCCUCAUCGAGGGGUGAAUUGCCACCAGCUUUAGCUGGUCAUACACUAACCCAUUUGAGGUACCAAGAUCACGAGAGUCUCAUUCUUUUGGGUGGCUUAACGCUGAACAAAUCCCGUCCACUGGAGCUAUGGGAAUAUAAUUUAGAUUCCGGCCAAUGGCAAGAGUUGGCAGCUCUGGGAGCCCGCAUGCCUGUUCUAUAUGGUCAUAGCUCUGUAUAUCAUGCUGAGACGCAUAGUGUUUAUGUCUUUGGUGGUUAUGCCACAGAGCCGCAGAAUCUGUUAUAUGCCCUGGAUUUAAAUAAAUUGAGUUGGACGGAAUUGCCAAGUUUCCGGGAGCUGAAUGCUCCAUCGACUCUAAUGCCGCGUGCAAGGUAUUUCCAUUCAGCCGUUAGUACGGAUCACUAUAUGGUUGUCUAUGGUGGACGUACCAAGCCGUAUAAUGCCAGUGAUGUUCUAAUUGCCUAUGUCUAUGCCUGUAAUCAGUGGGUACGUCUGACCGAGGAUGUGGAACUUAUAGGACGUCUGCCGCCGGCCAGUUAUGCUGAAGACAUGGCCAUAGAUACCGAUACGGGUGCAAUUUACGUUAUUGGCGGCUGGGAUGGCAGUUCAACGCAUAAUCAUGUGACCAGGAUAACCAUGCCCGAGGACAUUUGUCAAUUGUGGAGCAGUGGAAAGUAUUUGUGUCGGCAUUAUAUGGGUUGUAGCUUCUGUACCAUCCAGAAUACGUAUAGCAGCAAUUCGCAUUGCUUUACCCAAGGGCGAGUGCCGUGUGCCAAUCACAAUGGCACUCUGGUGGUCAAUAAUGGAGCAGCCUGUUCGGAUGCCUGGAUGGCCAGUCGGAAUUGUUCGAGUUUCGGCAGUUGUAGUGCUUGCUUAGCCUCUUGGCCCACCCAUCAGGAAUUGACCCCGGUUUGCCAAUGGUGCGACGAUUGCGGCAUACGAGGCAGAUGUGUUCCAGCUGGCGUGGAUUGUGGACGCAGUAGCGAUUGGUGUCACAAUCAACUGAGUGUUGGAGUCUUGGGCUUGUGUCCGCUUCCGCAAUGUUAUCAACUGGGAUGCGAAACGUGUAUGCUGCAGCCGCAAUGCAAUUGGGCACGCAACGAAUUGGGCGUGGUGGAAUGCAUAUCCAAGGAAUUGGUGGAGAAGAAUCAAUACGCUUUAGUGGAGCAGUGUCCCACGCCCUGUCACACGCACACGAAUUGCACAUCAUGUCUGGCCGUGGGACAAGACCUCAAGGAUUGCAAGUGGUCAACCAUGUUGAAUUCAUGCAUUUCGCCAAGUUCUCAACCGCUCCUAUGUGCCGGAGGAGUUUGUGGUCUUGUCUUGGAGUCAAAUGAGUUGGAACGUUGCCCGGAACCUUGUCAUGUUUAUGGUAAAUGUUCGGAUUGCCUGCAGCAUGCCCAUUGCGGUUGGUGUGCCCGUGAGGGUUACAAUGGCGAUGGCAUUUGCACUGAGGGCGCCUUGGAGCAUAAACGGGAAUAUCCAUCCGGUUCGACAUGUGAUCUGAUCUAUGCCUCCUGGCGCAAUGAUUCGGAACCAUUGAGUCAUGCUGAUGUUGUGUCCUGGCAUUAUGUUCAAUGUCCCGCCGAGAAUGAAUGUAUUAAUGGCCAUCAUAGUUGUGAUGCCAUAUCGGAGCAAUGCAUCGAUCUGGAUUCAGCUGAAGGCUACAAAUGCACCUGUGCCCAGGGCUACAAAGAUGAGCAGGGCAUUUGUUCGCCCGUCUGUCAUCAGGGUUGUGUACGCGGCAAUUGCAUCAAACCGGACAUGUGUCAAUGCGAUUUCGGUUAUGUGGGAUCAAAUUGUAGCAUCCAAUGUCUGUGCAAUGGUCAUUCCGAUUGUGAGUCGAGUAGUUUGCUGGACAAUUGUCUGCAAUGUCAUAAUCACACAAUGGGAGCCCAGUGUGAGAAGUGUCAACCUCUGUUUGUGGGUGAUCCUCGUGAUGGUCACUCGUGUCAACCGUGUUUGGACUAUUGCAAUGGUCAUUCCGAUGUUUGUGUGGCCUAUGAUGCCGAUCCGGCUGUAUUUAAUAUGACACGUUCCGAAUUGGAGCGCAUUUUGCCCGAAGGACCAACACAUAAUGCCACUUGCUUGCGUUGCAGCAAUCACACGGAUGGAGAUCGUUGUGAUAGCUGUCUCCAGGGCUAUUUCCGUGGCAGUGAGGACUUGCAGAAGCCAUGCCGGCUCUGUCAAUGUCAUGGACAUGGCAAUGUCUGUGAUCCUGUGACUGGGGAGAAAUGCAAUUGUGCCAACAAUACGGAAAGUGAUGCCACUUGCACAGCGGGCGGUGGAAAGAAUUCCGCACAACUAUGCUGGAGUGUACAAUGCUCCAAGUGUCGGGACUCGUAUGCCGGCAAUCCCACCGAUGGCCAUCAGUGUUACAAACAAAUCACCGUGGAGUCGCGCAUGUGCUUCGAUGCCAAGCCCAUAGAGGAAUGCAAAUCGAAACCAGCUGCCCUAAAGCCUGGCCAAACUGUCUUCUUUGUCAUUCAGCCCAGAUUCAUGAAUGUGGACAUUAGGAUAAUAAUCGAUGUGACCCAAGGGGAAUUGGAUGUCUUUAUGUCACCGCAAGAUGAUUCUUUCAUUGUGGAAACGAAUGAUACAAGUGGCUAUCAUGAUAUAUUCCUGGACAAUCGUUACAAUUGGGGCCCGAAAAUGAAACGAGAUCAUCCGCUUAACAUUGCCUUGCCUCGUCAUGAUAAUGCCACAAUACAAAAGCUAUUCACUCCGGAACGUCGCAUCAGUGGCUUGGGCAGUGGAGGCGGCGGCGAGCGCAUUGAUCGUGGUGAUAGAGGUUCCAGCUCAUAUUAUAUACCACAAUUGCAGGAUUGCAAGAGUCAUGGUGGUCAUAGUUUCAUUGUCAAGGAUCAGCAUGCCAAGGACUUGAGCACACAUGUAACUCUGAAUCAAUGUAAUACUUUGUUGCGCCUUUUCGGCUUGAAGAAUCGUUUGGUCUUGACAUUGCCGCAACAUGCUCACAAUUUGAGUGCCACACGAUUUUUUAUUGCAUUACGUGCCAGUUCUGGUCCAGAGCCGAGUUAUGGUUCGGUGGUCUUUCGUCAGGAUCAAUUGCACAUUGAUCUCUUUGUCUUCUUUUCGGUGUUCUUUUCCUGCUUUUUCCUCUUCCUGGCCGUUUGUGUUAUCGUGUGGAAGGUUAAGCAGGCAGCUGAUUUGAGACGAGCUCGACGUCAACAUGUCGUUGAGAUGUUACAUCUGGCGAAACGACCAUUUGCCCAGAUAUUCCUUGCCUCCACUGCCGGUUUGGAUAUCGAGAGUCCUCAGCCAGCGACCACGAGCACUGGUACGUCAACAACAACACGUGCCAUGCGACAAAGGGCACGUCAAGCUUUGCUAAUGCAACAGGAGCAAGGAACAGAAAUGCAUCAACUUCACCACCAGCAGCAGCAUCACCAUCAUCAUCAACAUCAUCAUCAUCACCAUCAUCAUACACAUCAUAGCAAUCGUCGUUUAGCCACUGACAUUAUGCUGGUGGCCAUUGAACCAACUUAUGAUAAUCUUGCGGCAGUUGGAACAGUUUUUGUCAGUCUACCCGGACGUUCACGUGCUCCAUUGAGCAUUGCCAUGGGCUCGACAUUGAUUGCCUAUCCACGGCAAUAUCCACUCAAUGCGCGACAUUUUAUGCGUGCCCAACGACAUGGACAUGUUGGACAUCAUCAAGCCUAAAGAACAAACAAACACACACAUUACACACUGGCCAAAAUAGUAAAUUAUAUAUAUAUAUACAUAAACGUAUAUAUGUAUAUAGAUUAGGAAAUUUUUUGUACAUACUCUUUUUAGAUAACGAAAACUGCAAAAAAAAAAAAAAAAUAAUGGUACUACAAAUUACCACUUACAUUACUUCCAUAUUAUAUAUAUAUAUAUAUAUAUUUACAUACAGGGGUUAAUUCCAUGAUAAUAUUACAUCAAUCACUAUGAUUAGUUUGACGGAUCAUAAAUGUAUUUAACCCCCGUAUAUAAAGUACUUAUAUAAUUAUAUAACUAAAUAUACAGGAAUGCAGAUAAAUGUUAGUUAAAAUUAAGACGAAUUUUUAGUUGAAAAAACCCAGCUGAAAAUCUCCAUAUAUAUGUCUCGAAUUUGAACACGAUAUUUGAAACUAAAGUAUUUAUGUUUAGCCCAGUGCAUAAGAUAACCAAGUGAAAAGAAAGAAACAAACAGGCAAAUGGCAAAAUGAAAAACA
Drosophila willistoni is the source of this 9642-nucleotide messenger RNA. It is a transcript of the gene Megf8, whose product is annotated as multiple epidermal growth factor-like domains protein 8. Lineage: Eukaryota; Metazoa; Arthropoda; Insecta; Diptera; Drosophilidae. Gene Ontology annotation, molecular function: protein binding; calcium ion binding. The record is from RefSeq and is a predicted model, not a curated record. The transcript is spliced from 5 exons. The coding region runs from base 302 to 9127 and encodes 2941 amino acids.